Molecule: messenger RNA, 1719 nt
Organism: Cornus florida
Lineage: Eukaryota; Viridiplantae; Streptophyta; Magnoliopsida; Cornales; Cornaceae
Product: exocyst complex component EXO70A1-like
Exons: 1
Coding region: 1-1719 (572 amino acids)
Biological process (GO): exocytosis
Cellular component (GO): exocyst
Molecular function (GO): phosphatidylinositol-4,5-bisphosphate binding
Source: RefSeq, a predicted model, not a curated record
AUGGAACUGCCAGAAAACUAUAGCAGGGAAUUUGAAUCUGCCGUGGAGAGGAUCCGGGACUCCAUCUUUGAGUGCGACCAUGAUCAAAUUGAUCAAUACUUGCAAGCCGUUGAUGAGAUUCAACGAUCAAUGGGGUUCAUGAAAGACGACAACCUAAGCAGAGCUAACAAGAUGAUGCAAAUCGCCGUGGCUCGGCUCAAGGAAGAGUUCAGGAACAUAUUAAUCAGCAACGUCUGUUCAAUUGAAACGGAUUCGCUUAGUUAUCCUCCUGAUUAUUUGGCUUAUUCGACUUCAUUAAGUACCGAAUACAUAAAAGAUGAUCCACCACUGAGUAAGGAAUCCAUCUCUGGUCUACGGAGUAUUUCGGAGAGAAUGAGCUACGCAGGCUAUAUUGGCGACUGCAUUCAGGUGUACGUGGAUGUUCGGAAGUCUUUCAUGGAUACAAAUUUUCAACGGCUUGGUCUCGAAAAACUUGGUACUGGCAAAAUCAAAAGGUUGGAUUGGGAAAUCUUAGCUGCCAAGAUUGUGAGAUGGAUACAAGCAGCUCAGGUUUGUGUCCAAUUUCUCUUUGCGAGGGAGAAGCAACUCUGUAAGCAGAUCUUUGAAGGUCUUGGAAGUGGUGGAGAAGAUGAUGAAUGUUUUACGAGAACGGUCAAAGAUCAUGCAAUUGUGUUCCUCAACUUUGCAGAGAGCGUGGCAGUCAUUCGUCCAUCGCCAGAGAAAUUGUUCAAGGUAUUAGACCUCUACAAUGAACUUUCCCAACUUUUGCCUGAAAUAAGAGAUGUUAUUUUCAGGUCGGAAUCAUUUCUCCAGAUUCGAGUUCAGGCCACCGAGACAGUGUCCGGACUUGCAGAGGCAGCAAGAGGGAUUCUAACGAAAUUUGAGAACGAUGUGCUCCGCGAACUGUCAGAAAUUCCAGUUCCCGGAGGGUCAACUCACCCCUUGACUAAAUACGUGAUGCAUUAUAUAAUCAGAAUGAUUUCUGAUUAUAAGCAAAACCUUAUUGAACUGGUCAUACCAAUGCCUUCACCAAGUUUGACAUGCUCUGGUGAUAUGGAUUUGGUGAAACUUGCAGGCCAAACACCGUUGGCAUUCCGUUUGUCUUGGAUCAUUGUAGUUCUGCAGUUCAAACUGGAUGGCAAAUCCAAGCACUAUGAAGAUGAGUCCUUGGGUCAUUUGUUCAUGAUGAACAACAUCCACCACAUUGUUCAGAAAAUCAACGAUUUCACAGAAUUGCAGGAGAUGGUGGGAAAUAGUUUUGUAGAGAAGCUAGCAGAAAAAGUUCAGCACGCCAUGGAAGAUUAUCAGAUAUCAACUUGGAACAAGAUCUUGUUCCCUUUGGACCUUGUUGCACCGAAUGCUGAUUGGCGUUUUCUUUUUGGGCGGGAUACUUCGAUGGUGGCGCUCAAGAGUUUCUAUGCUAUGUUUGAACGUGCUCACGAGACCCAAGCAGAAUGGCUGGUACCAGAUCUGCGGCUCCGGGAGGCGAUUCGCCGUAGCAUAUUGAAUAGGUUGAUUCCAAGUUACAAGUUGAUGCUGGAUAAAAUGGAUGUGUCGAAGAAUAACAAGUUAAUUCGGCACAGAAUGGAUGCGAUGCAUAGAGAGAAUUUACAGAAAUACAUCAAGUUCUCAGUUGAGGAUAUUGAGAGUGCAAUUUCGGAUUUCUUCAAAGGCCAUUCUGUGUGGGAUCAAUUGACAGAAAUACAUCAAAUACACUAG